AUGUCACUACACAACCGCUCCCUGUUGUGGACUGUAGCCUUGUUCACUGCGGUCAAUGCCAGAUAUGUUAUGUAUCUAACAGGGCAACACAAUCAUGUUCCCGAUCUCUCCCUCGUAAAGGACAUUACUCACGUUGCACUGGCCUUCAUACGAGCGGAUGUCUUCAAUCAAGACCGUCCCGAAGAAUGGCCACUGUUCACCAGCGUUGACGCCGUUCGGUCUCAAUUUGCACCCGGCACAGCUGUGAUGGUAGCUAUCGGAGGUUGGGGCGGCACUGAUGGCUUUUCGCAGGCCGCAGCAACAGCAUCCAACCGGAAGCGUUUCGCAGCAAAUGUUAAAGCAAUGGUGGAUUCUACAGGAGCUGAUGGCGUUGAUGUCGAUUGGGAAUACCCCGGCGGCAACGGAGAAGACUAUAAACUGGUCCCAAACGUCAACAAAUCCUGGGAGGUUGCCGCCUAUCCUAAACUCGUAGCUGAAGUACGUUCGGCUUUGGGUCCAUUACUCCUGAUGUCUGCUGCUGUCCCUGGCCUGCGCAGAGACAUGUUAGCUUUUACAGCUGAGACCAUCCCGCAGAUUGACCAUGCACUGGACUUUUGGAACGUAAUGACUUAUGACUUGAUGAACAGGAGGGACAAUAUGACUAAACAUCAGUCCGGGAUAAUUGAGUCGUUAGACGCCAUCGAUGCAUACGUCGACCAAGGCGUCCCUGCGGAAAAGGUGAACUUGGGCUUUCCUUUCUAUGUCAAAUGGUUCAUGACAGACCCCAACGGCAACUGCAACGCGAACCCUAUUGGCUGCCAGACAUUGCCAAUGGAAGAUCCCAGCACAGGAGUCGACUUGGGACGAGCAGGUGCAUUCUGCUGGGCCGAUGAAGUUCCUUCAGAAUUGGUCAACUCCUAUGUCAAAGCUAUGAGUCAAGGAAAUUAUGACAGUGAGAGAGGUGGCCAUUACUACUGGGAUCCAGAAGAUAAUAUCUUCUGGUCCUGGGACACUCCUCACUCCAUUGCUCGCAAAUUCCCAGCCAUCAUGCACACAAGAGGACUCGGUGGUGUUUUCGCCUGGGGUCUAGGUGAGGAUGCAAGCGACUGGACGCAUCUACGGACUCUAACUGUAGAAUAUCGAAGAUACAAACGCACCAAUAACAAGGAGCGAAAACACGGCAAAGAUGAACUCUGA
Molecule: messenger RNA, 1176 nt
Organism: Capronia coronata CBS 617.96
Lineage: Eukaryota; Fungi; Ascomycota; Eurotiomycetes; Chaetothyriales; Herpotrichiellaceae
Exons: 2
Coding region: 1-1176 (391 amino acids)
Biological process (GO): carbohydrate metabolic process; chitin catabolic process
Cellular component (GO): extracellular region
Molecular function (GO): chitin binding; chitinase activity
Source: RefSeq, a predicted model, not a curated record